Messenger RNA from Antechinus flavipes (yellow-footed antechinus), 2491 nucleotides. It is a transcript of the gene SLC68A1, whose product is annotated as major facilitator superfamily domain containing 13A. The transcript has 10 exons. Bases 273 to 1811 code for a protein of 512 amino acids. The record is from RefSeq and is a predicted model, not a curated record. Lineage: Eukaryota; Metazoa; Chordata; Mammalia; Dasyuromorphia; Dasyuridae.
CGGAGAGGGGGCGGGGAAAGGAUGUGCUGCGCGCAGGCGCUGUGUCCCUGCAGCUCCUGGUUGUCUCGGAGCUCUCGCAGUAGAUUGGCAUCGAUCGCAGAGGGAUAGGAGAAGGGUCAUGGGAUGAAGACAGCCUGAAGUUCUUGGAGCUGGCUGGGGAAACCUAAAGCAACUACCAAACCCCAGGAGCAAGGAUGGUGUGGCCCUGGAAAGGGAGUAAGGAAGCAGGUGCACUGGCAUCCCUCAUCCACUGAGGCCUGGGGCUGUGGGCCAUGGCAGGUCGGCCUCUGGCCUGGCUCUUCAGCCUGCCCACCGCUGUAGUCUAUGGUUCAUUGUCACUCUUUGUCUCCAUUCUACACAAUGUGUUUCUGCUGUACUACGUGGACACAUUUGUCUCCGUGUACAAGAUUGACAAACUGGCCUUCUGGGUCGGAGAGACAGUGUUUCUCCUUUGGAACAGCCUCAAUGACCCACUCUUUGGCUGGCUCAGUGACCGUGUCUUCCUCAGCUCCUCACCCAGGGCAGGAGCUUCAAUCCCAACCCAGGAUGUGGUUCUGAGCAGGCUCCGGGCUCUCAGCCGGCAUGGCCCAUUGCUGGCUCUCGCCUUCCUGGCAUUCUGGGUGCGGUGGGCACCUACGGGGAUGCAGUUCUUGCUCUGUUUGUGUCUCUAUGAUGGCUUCCUGACCCUGGUGGACCUCAAUCACCAUGCUUUGCUGGCUGACCUGGCUCUGUCUGCUCAUGGCCGAACACACCUCAAUUUCUACUGCUCUCUCUUUAGCGCAGCGGGCUCCCUCUCAGUCUUUGCCUCCUACACUGUGUGGAACAAGGAAGAUUUUUCUUCCUUUCGUGCCUUCUGCGUGGUUCUGGCUGUCUUCUCUGGGCUUGGCUUUACUGGAGCCACAUGGCUCCUAAGGCAGCGAUUUGAGACAGAAGGGAAGACACUGGGGGCCCUGCAUUCAGCCUCAGAAGGCCCAGAUGGGGAAAAACCAUCCACCAAUGAGGAGGAAAAGAGGGUCACUCUGGGCGAGUACCUCCAGCAGCUGGCACGCCACCGAAACUUCCUCUGGUUCGUAGGCAUGAACUUGGUGCAGGUCUUCCACUGCCACUUCAACAGCAACUUCUUCCCUCUCUUCCUGGAGCACUUGCUGUCAGACCAGAUCUCCCUCUCCACGGGCUCCUUCCUGCUGGGGGUGUCCUACAUUGCUCCUCAUCUCAACAACCUCUACUUCCUGGCGCUGUGCCAAAGGUGGGGCGUCUACGCAGUGGUUCGAGGGCUCUUCCUUCUCAAGCUGGGCCUCAGCCUCCUCAUGCUGCUGGCCGGGCCGGACCACCUCCACCUGCUGUGCAUCUUCAUUGCCAGCAACCGUGUGUUCACGGAGGGCACCUGCAAGCUGCUGACCCUGGUGGUCACAGACCUGGUGGAUGAAGACCUGGUGCUGAACCGUCGGAAGCAGGCCGCUUCAGCCCUUCUCUUCGGGAUGGUGGCCCUGGUGACCAAGCCUGGCCAGACCUUUGCCCCCCUGCUGGGCACUUGGCUGCUUUGCUUCUAUACUGGCCAUGACCUUUUCCAGCAGCCCUUGCUGACUCCGGUGGGCAGUGCAAGGCCUUGGUUGGACCCCCCUGCCCCACCGCGGGCAUCCACUUUACGCCAGGGAUGCUUCUACUUGCUAGUGCUGGUGCCCAUCAUGUGUGCGCUGCUGCAGCUGAUUACUUGGUCCCAGUUCACCUUGCAUGGGAGACGCCUGCACAUGGUCAAAGCCCAACGCCAGAGUCUGUCUAAGCCCUGGGCUUUGGACAUUAAGACUGUGUGAGGGACCUCCAGGGAAGGCAGACUAGGGUGCUGUUUGCCCAGCUACUUUCUUAACCUAGCCAGGAGCUGGGAGUCUCCUCACCCAGGCUCUUCUCUGGCUUUGUUUCUCAGGUACAACAGGAAGUAACAUGGCUGGGGAAUGGAUCUCCAGGGUUUUCCUUUGGACCCAGAUGCAGAGGUCAUAGUUUGCCAGGCUUCCUCUCAUCACUCUCUCAACAAUUGACUCAGGGCAAAGGCUAUGAAGUGGGUUCUCAGGAUGUGGUUCUGGGCUGCUUUAAGCAGCUGAAAAGAACCAGGAAUCGGGUAGGGCCGAGUUGGGGAGGGGCACACCGCUCACCCCCAAGUCAGUGCUCUCUGAUUUGUGCCUAACACAGGUAUUAAUGAAGCUCUUCAUUUCCCUCUGCACAAAGAGGGCAGCAGAGAGGGCUGCCUUUUCAGAAGCUUGGGAUGGCCCUGACUACCUGGGCAGAGGCUUAUGGAGAGGACCUGUUCUCCAUAAAUAAGGGUGGUCAUUGGACCUACAUGACUCCCAGAGGUUGGCCUAUGCUGGAAGGUCAAGGUGGUGGCACUCUGUGGGUGCCUCACUUCCCCAAACUCUUUUUGUCAUUUCAAAUUCUUUGUACUUCACUUGCCCCAGAAAUGGAUUCAUUUCCCAGGGACUCAUUAAAGCCAGUAAAUCAC